GUUUAUAUCGGAAAACUUUGCGCAGUCGCAAGCACACGUGUACAUACACGUAUCCAUAUAGUAUAAAAAUGUAUAACACGUGGAAGCAGUUUAUACAUUUCUUGCUUUGAUAUAAUUAAUCGUUUUACAGUAGUAAUCGAAAGCUGAAGAACCAUUUUAUUUUUCAUACGGUCAACAGAUUUAAAAAAAUUGUAUAAAAUAUACAUAAAAUGUGUGGAAUUUGGGCUCUCUUUGGAUUAGAUACGCAACCUUCAACUCAUAUUUAUCAAAACUUUGGAAAAAUAACACACCGUGGUCCAGAAGCUUUUAGGCUUGAAUUCGAUAGCAGAGUUAAAAAUGGCUAUCUUGGAUUUCACAGAUUAGCAAUUGUUGACAGUCUUUGUGGAAUGCAACCAAUGAGACUUUAUGAAUAUCCACAUUUAUUUCUAUUAUGUAAUGGAGAAAUUUAUAAUCAUAAAGAGAUCAGUCAAGAUCAUGGAUACAAACGUGUUACUAAAUGCGAUGUUGAGGUGAUAUUACAUUUAUAUGCAGAUGGUGGUGUUGAAAAUGUUGCUAAAAUGUUGGAUGGUGUUUUUGCAUUUUGUUUAAUGGAUAUUAAGACUAGAAGAAUUCUUAUUGCCAGAGAUCCUUAUGGUGUUAGACCAAUUUUCAGAUUUUACUCUAAAAAUGGACAACUUGCAGUUUGUUCUGAGAGCAAGGGACUUAUGGGAAUAACAAAACAAAUUACGUCUGAAUCAGUAUUGGAACCAUUUCCGCCAGGUUAUUACGAGGAAUACGAAAUCUUAGAUGAUGGUCGAACGAAAUUAUUAUCAAAAGUUAAUUAUCAUAAACCUGAUGAUAAGCCUAGCUUUAAAGUUUAUGUUCCUUGGAAUGCUUUAAGUAAUUUAGAUGUACAUGGAAACAUUAGAAAAUUACUUUCAGCUGCUAUAAAAAAAAGACUGAUGACCGAUAGAGAAAUAGGUUGUCUAUUAUCGGGUGGUCUUGAUUCAAGUUUAAUCGCUGCUUUACUUGCCAAACAUGCAAAAGAAGUAAAUUUGCCAUACAAAAUAAAAAGUUUUGCAAUUGGUAUGGGUGACAGUCCAGAUAUAAUUGCAGCUAGACAGGUUGCAGAUUAUAUAGGGACAGAACACCAUGAAGUAAUCUUUUCUGAAAAGGAUGUAAUUGAAAUUUUAGAUAAACUCAUUUAUCAGUUGGAAACAUUCGACAUCACUACGAUUCGAGCUUCUAUUGGCAUGUAUCUCGUCUCAAGAUACAUUAAACAUAAUACGAAAACAACUGUAAUAUUCAGUGGAGAAGGUGCAGAUGAACUGGCACAAGGAUAUAUAUAUUUCAGAGAUGCACCUAAUGCAAUAGAAGCUCAUAAUGAAUCUAUUCGAUUAUUAAAAGAUAUAUAUUUAUAUGAUGGCUUAAGAGCAGAUAGAACUACUAGUGCAUUUAGUUUAGAACUUCGCGUUCCAUUCUUAGACCUUCAAUUUACGAAUUAUUACUUAUCAUUAGAUGUUGCUUCUAGACAGCCUCAAGGAGGAAUUGAGAAAUAUUUAUUACGAUCUGCAUUUGAGGGAACAAAUCUAUUACCAUCAAACAUAUUAUGGAGACAUAAAGAAGCAUUUAGUGAUGGUGUGACAUCAAUUAAAAAGUCUCUUUUUCAAAUUAUACACGAUGUUGUAGAUGUUCGUGUAUCGGAUGACGAUUUAGAAAAGGCUUAUUUAAAAUAUCCUCAUUGUACUCCAAAGACCAAAGAGGCAUUUUAUUACAGAAAAGUGUUUGAAAAACAUUACGAAGGACGUGCAAAACAUUUUGUACCAUACUUUUGGAUGCCGCGUUGGGUAACGGGAGUUUCUGAUCCAUCUGCAAGAUUUAUUGCUCAUUAUGCAGCAGAUAAAAAAAAUAACUGUAUAAAAAACGAUAAAGACUAAAUAUGCAGCAAUAAAUUGAUAUUGAAUAUAUAUUUGUAA
This is a messenger RNA of Osmia lignaria (orchard mason bee), 1955 nucleotides long. It is a transcript of the gene AsnS, whose product is annotated as asparagine synthetase. Gene Ontology annotation, molecular function: asparagine synthase (glutamine-hydrolyzing) activity. NCBI's taxonomy places the organism in Eukaryota, Metazoa, Arthropoda, Insecta, Hymenoptera, Megachilidae. The record is from RefSeq and is a predicted model, not a curated record. Gene Ontology annotation, cellular component: cytosol.